Messenger RNA from Durusdinium trenchii, 1678 nucleotides. The record is from the annotation of a GenBank genome assembly. Lineage: Eukaryota; Dinophyceae; Suessiales; Symbiodiniaceae.
AGCUUACAGCUAUCAUAGCCAGCCUCUGCUGCAGAAGGCAGCUAUAUAGUUCCGAACAUGCUGUCGCUUCCGCAGAAGGCAGCUCCUUUUUUCCCGCUAGUGUCCAAUAAUCCUUCGCAGCGUCCAUAUGUUCCCAAACAAAAAGGGUACAUGCAUGCCGCCUUCUCUUUGGUGGCCCCAGUGUGUGUGGCCUACCAGCGAGCAUCUCAUCGCAAGUGGGGCCCACCAUCGACCUCACGCCAGGCCAUCCUUGGCAAAGACGGGGGAAGAUUCCGCGUUCUUUUGAUCAUUCACGGGUACCCACCUCUCUACAAUGCGGGGUCUGAGGUCUACACUCAGACAUUGGCCAGGGCCUUGAAAGCUAGAGGCCAUGAAGUCUUGGUUUUUUGCCGUGAAGAAGAUACCAUCGCCCCAUACUUUCGCAUCCGCGAACAGAGCGAUGGACCGGUCAAACUGAAAAUCAUCAACCUGCCAAACUUCCGUGACCGCUACAAUAUUUCAGAAGUGGAUGAGGCCGUCCAAGAGGUUAUCCAGGAGUUUCAUCCAGAUGUGGUCCAUUGUGGGCACCUGAACCACCUUUCGAUGAGCUUGGUGGAGAAGGUGACGAGGCACAACACUCCAUUCAUCUACACUUUGCACGAUUUCUGGAUGAACUGCCCGCGGGGCCAAUUUAUCCAGUUCACCGGUGAAGACGAUGAAGACUUGUGGCCCCUUUGCGAUGGGCAAGAGGAUAGCAAGUGCUCAAAAAAGUGCUACGUUCCGCGGAUGGGGGAUCCAAACAGCAAACAAGAUCAGAAGUAUUGGACGCAGUGGAUUGGCAGGCGCAUGGCCACUAUGAGAUCAAUUGCAGAGAAGAUAGACUUGUUCAUUUCGCCUGCAGAGCACUUGAAGCAGCGCUUCAUUGACGAUGGUUUCGCUCCGGAGUCCAAAGUCGUAUACUGUGACUACGGCUUUGACCGAGAUCGUUGCCACGGACGGAUGCGGCGCUGGGAAGCCACACAGAAUGAGCCCUUCACAUUUGCGUACAUUGGAACUCACAAGGAGUCCAAGGGAGUUCAGCAUCUCAUCGAAGCCUUUGAAGAGGUCUCCCAGGACAAAAACAUGCCGCCGACUCGCUUAAAGAUCUUCGGACGCACGUUGGGGCAAAGUACUGCGGCUUUGCGACGGCUGGCUGACAAGCUGCUUCCAAACUCGAAGAGUUUGGAGUGGUGUGGUGAAUAUUCUAAUGAGGAGAUCGUGGAGAGUGUGUUCAACCAGAUUGACGCCAUCGUAGUCCCAUCGAUCUGGUUGGAAAAUUCUCCUCUGGUGAUUCAUGAAGCCUUAGAGGCGGGUGUGCUGGUGAUCACAGCAGAUGCCGGGGGCAUGAAGGAGUAUGUCCACCACGAGGUGAACGGCUUGUUGUUCAAACACAGGAGCGCUUCAGCCCUUGCAGAGCAGAUGAGAAGAUGCCUGCGCGACCCUGAAUGGGCAGACAAGCUGGCCAAGAGGGGGUAUUUGUCCCUUUAGCUGCAGCAAGAGAACAGUAGAGGUUUUCAAAAGCUGCCAACGUUUACUGCGCGGUCACCAGGCGACCAUGGUUUUUGUUUUGGCAUCCCUGUCUUCCUCCUGUGAGUUUGGGGCUUGCUGUGCUUAGCCCCAGUGUCAUCAAUUCCUCCUGUUCCAAUCUUGGCAAAGGCGC